AUGAAGGACUGCUCAGAUAUCGUCCUCUGUGUGGAGACGACAGAGCUGAGCAAGACUGAGUUCUGCAAUCCUGCUUUUGAGCCUGAAUCAGGGCCACCCUGCCCCUUCCCCGCCCUCCAGGAGGACACCAACUGCAGCGCCCGAGCUCCCUGGCAUGGUCGGCAUCCCCGACGGCUGCAGCCGGACUGCCGCUUCUCCUGGCUCUGUGUCCUUCUGCUGGCCGGCCUGCUGCUCCUGCUGCUCGGGCUGCUGGUGGCCAUCAUCCUGGCCCAAUUGCAGGCUACAGCCCCACCCGGAGCCACCUACCAUCCACUGCCUUCCCGAGGCCUCGCCACCAUUGACACUACCCCUGCCACCUCCACCACCACCUCCCAGGCAACUGGGACCCCUAGAGGGCAACCGGAGGUAGGAGUGAGCCUUGCACCCCAGUCCGCCUGUGGGGGCCUCCUUCCCGGCCCAAGGGGCUUCUUCAGCAGCCCCAACUACCCAGACCCUUACCCACCCAAUGCCCACUGCGUGUGGCAUAUCCACGUGGCCACAGACCAUGCAAUACAGCUCAAGAUUGAAACACUCAGCACGGAGAGUGUGGCCUCUUGUCUUUUCGAUCGCUUGGAAAUCUCUCCUGAGCCUGAAGGCCCCCUCCUCAGAGUAUGUGGGAGGGUGCCUCCCCCCACACUCAACACCAAUGCCAGCCGCCUCCGGGUGGCCUUCGUCUCUGACAGCAGUGUGGAAGGAUCUGGCUUCCAUGCCUGGUACCAGGCUGUGGCCCCUGGACAUGGGCGCUGUGCCCACGAGGAGUUCCCCUGUGACCAGUUCGUCUGCUUGCUGCGUGACUCGGUGUGUGACGGUUUCACCAACUGUGCUGACGGCAGUGAUGAGACCAACUGCAGUGCCAAGUUUUCAGGGUGUGGGGGGAACCUGACUGGGCUUGAGGGCACUUUCUCUGCUCCCAGCUACCUGCAGCAGUACCCUCACCAACAGCUUUGCACCUGGCAUAUCUCGGUGCCUGCUGGACAUGGCAUCGAACUGCUCUUCCACAACUUCAGCCUGGAAGCUCAGGAUGAGUGCAAGUCUGACUACGUGGAGGUGUACGAGGCCCGCAGCUCAGGGGCCCUCAGUCUCCUGGACAGGUUCUGCGGAGCAGAGCUGCCCCCGCGUCUCAUCUCCUCGCACCACCAGCUGGCAGUGCUCUUUAGGACAGACCAUGGCUUCAGCGUUGGGGGCUUCUCAGCCACCUACCGGGCCCUCAAUGCCACAGAGAGCCCCUGUAGGCCCGGAGAGUUCCCCUGCCAGGAUGGAAGGUGUAAGAGUCUGCAGUGGAUGUGCAGCACGUGGCGAGACUGCGCCGAUGACAACUGCAGCAGCCCCUUGUUCCCAACCCCAGAGCUGGCCUGUGAGCCUGUCCAGGUGGAGAUGUGUGUCGGUCUGAGCUACAACACCACGGCCUUCCCUAACAUCUGGGUGGGCGUGACCACCCAGGAGGAGGUGGUGGAGGUCCUCAGAGGUUACAAGAGCCUGACAAGCCUGCCCUGCUACCAGAAUUUCCGGAGGCUCCUCUGUGGGCUGCUGGUGCCCCACUGCACCCCACUAGGCAGCGUCCUUCCCCCUUGCCGCUCUGUCUGCCAGGAGGCAGAGCGCCAGUGCCAGUCUGGCCUGGCGCUACUGGGCACCCCCUGGCCCUUCAACUGCAACAGGCUGCCUGAGGCAGCUGGCCUGGAGGCUUGUGCCCAGCCCUGA
This is a messenger RNA of Rangifer tarandus platyrhynchus (Svalbard reindeer), 1737 nucleotides long. The record is from the annotation of a GenBank genome assembly. Lineage: Eukaryota; Metazoa; Chordata; Mammalia; Artiodactyla; Cervidae.